AUGGCGGACACGAAAGAGCAUGUCGUCUUCUUCCACCCCGACCUGGGCAUCGGCGGGGCGGAGCGCUUGGUCAUCGAUGCCGCGGUUGGCCUGCAGAACCGCGGGCACAAGGUGACCAUCUUCACAUCGCACUGCGACCCGGCCCACUGCUUCGAUGAGGCGCGCGAUGGAACCCUCGACGUGCGCGUGCGCGGCAACUCCCUCGUCCCCGCCGCCUUCUUCGGCCGCUUCGCCAUCCUCUGCGCCAUCCUGCGCCAGGUGCACUUGAUACUCCAGAUCGCCCUGUUUACCGAAGAGCUCCCCAAGCUCGCGCCUUCCUCGUUCUUCGUCGACCAGCUCAGCGCCGGCAUCCCGCUCCUGCGAUUCCUCCAACCACGCCCGCGCGUCAUCUUCUACUGCCACUUCCCCGACAAGCUACUUGCGAAGAAGGGUGGCCUACUAAAGACGUUGUACCGUGGACCCUUUGACUGGCUGGAGAGCUGGAGUACAGGGUGCAGCGACACCAUUGUCGUCAACAGCAACUUCACCAAGAGCAUCUUUAGCGAGGCUUUCCCCACCCUGAAACAUCGUGAGCCGGGCGUUGUAUAUCCCUGCGUAGACAUCAACGCAGGCGGGUCGGUCGAGGAGGUUACCCCGCUGUGGAAGAACAAGAAGGUGCUCCUCAGCAUCAACCGUUUCGAGAAGAAGAAGGAUGUAGCGCUUGCCAUCAGAGCAUUUGCGGGGUUGUCGCCAAAAGAACGCGAGGAUGCGCGGCUUGUAAUUGCAGGUGGAUAUGACCCCAGGGUGGCCGAGAACGUCUCUACAUACACCGAGCUAUGUGAACUCGCAGACUCUCUCAAGCUGAAGCACGCGACUGCUAAGACUGUCAUCACCGCCCAGGCCAUGCCCGACGACAUCUCGGUUCUCUUCCUCCAUUCCGUCCCGAAUGCCUUCAAGGCCACGCUACUAUCUACCUCGCGCCUCCUCGUAUACACCCCACUACAUGAACACUUCGGCAUCGUACCACUCGAAGCAAUGCUAGUAGGCACACCGGUCCUAGCUGCCAACGAGGGCGGGCCUACCGAGACAGUUAUAAGCGGGCAGACGGGGUGGCUGCGAGACGUCACCAAAGUGCAGGACUGGACCGAAGUCAUGCGCAUUGCGCUCGAAGAUGGCGAGGGCGAAGAACGGCUCAGAGAGAUGGGCAAGUGGGGUAGGGAAAGAGUCAUCGCUGAAUUCUCGAAAGAGAAGCUGGCUGAACGACUAGAGACGGAAGUCAAAAAUAUGAAGUCGAAGAGCAUGCGUCCGCCGCUCAUGCCAUUCGCUGCUGUCAUACUGGCUGUAGGCCUGAUGGGUGCUCUGGCUGCGGCGAGCAUGGUACUAGCUCUGAAACAGUAG
Alternaria novae-zelandiae is the source of this 1377-nucleotide messenger RNA. It is a transcript of the gene ALG2, whose product is annotated as Alpha-1,3-mannosyltransferase-like protein. The transcript is spliced from 2 exons. The coding region runs from base 1 to 1377 and encodes 458 amino acids. The record is from RefSeq and is a predicted model, not a curated record. Gene Ontology annotation, molecular function: alpha-1,3-mannosyltransferase activity; GDP-Man:Man(1)GlcNAc(2)-PP-Dol alpha-1,3-mannosyltransferase activity. NCBI's taxonomy places the organism in Eukaryota, Fungi, Ascomycota, Dothideomycetes, Pleosporales, Pleosporaceae.